AUGUCCCGACCAGAGCAUCUAUUGCCUCCAGAUCUCUUCUACAAUGAUAGAGAAUCCAGAAAGUAUACUUCGUCUUCUCGGAUACAAAAUAUCCAGUCAGAAAUGACCCGUAGGGCUCUCGAACUCCUAGAGCUUCAAUCCCCUUCAUUAAUCCUGGAUAUCGGCUGCGGGUCCGGCCUAUCUGGUGAAAUACUGUCGUCGGUUCCCUCCUCUGAAAGCGGCCCGCAUAUCUGGGUGGGAAUGGACAUUUCUCCCUGCAUGCUUGAUAUUGCUCUUCAAAGGGAGGUUGAGGGUGACCUUUUUUUGGCGGAUAUGGGCCAAGGAGUUCCUUUUCGACCGGGUACCUUCGAUGCUGCUAUCAGUAUCAGCGCCGUGCAGUGGCUAUGUAACGCUGAGGCAACGGACGUUAACCCUGAAGGACGGCUACGGCUAUUUUUCGACGGGCUAUAUGCCUCUUUACGUCGUGGAGCUCGUGCUGUAUGUCAGUUUUAUCCUAAAAAUGAUGCACAGCGAAAUAUGAUCAGUGCAGCUGCGAUAAAAGCCGGGUUUGGUGCCGGUAUUUUAGAGGAUGAUCCUGGUACAAAGAAUGGAAAGUUGUACUUGGUAUUAACUGUUGGAGGUGGUGGACUACAGGGUGAUAUUACCGGUAUCGUACAGGGAAUGGAUGACGUUGAAAUCUUGGAUGUAAGAACAAAGGCUGAAGGUUCAAAAAAAGGAUCUAGAAACCCAGCAGAUAUCAAAGGAAGCAAGCCCUGGAUAUUGAGAAAGAAGGAUCAAAUGACAAGGAAAGGAAAAGUCAUCAAGGCUAAUUCGAAAUAUACCGGAAGGAAGAGGGGGCCAGUGUUCUGA
This is a messenger RNA of Ophidiomyces ophidiicola, 849 nucleotides long. It is a transcript of the gene BUD23, whose product is annotated as 18S rRNA (guanine1575-N7)-methyltransferase. Gene Ontology annotation, cellular component: nucleolus. Bases 1 to 849 code for a protein of 282 amino acids. Gene Ontology annotation, molecular function: rRNA (guanine) methyltransferase activity. The record is from RefSeq and is a predicted model, not a curated record. The transcript is spliced from 2 exons. Lineage: Eukaryota; Fungi; Ascomycota; Eurotiomycetes; Onygenales; Onygenaceae. Gene Ontology annotation, biological process: rRNA (guanine-N7)-methylation.